This is a messenger RNA of Camellia sinensis, 741 nucleotides long. The record is from RefSeq and is a predicted model, not a curated record. NCBI's taxonomy places the organism in Eukaryota, Viridiplantae, Streptophyta, Magnoliopsida, Ericales, Theaceae.
AUGAAUCCCUGGGAUGGAAGCAACCAUGAUGAAAUAAUGGAAAUGCUUAAUCAAAUGGCGGUCCAGGUGCAACAAGAACAGAAUUGCACAUUUGUACAAGCAUGUCAGUGGGCGACAGAAUGGUACGAGAAACACAUGAAUAAAACGUCGUGUCGCACUUCUAUACUAACCGGGAAUACAUGGAUAUGCGAACUAUAUGCGGGGCAUAUGGGUCGCUUUGAGGAAAAUGUUUGCAUGCCGAAGGAAGUUUUUGCCGCAUUGUGUGAGACAUUAGUAAAUGAUUUUGGGUUACAAGUCCCGCAACGUCCACAUGGCUUAGCUGUUGAAGAAAGCGUUGCGAUGUUUAUCCAUGUCUUGAAAGGGAAGCAAAAUCGGGAAAUCCAGGAACGCUUCCAACAUUCUGGGGAGAUUGUGUCGAGGCACGUGCAUAACGUAUUAAAUUCCAUGAAAGAGUUCACUGUUGUCCAUUGCCGGCCCACAUACAGUCAGCAUCGUAUACAUCCAUACGUGAGGUCUAGACGGAAAUACCUACCGUUCAAGGACUGCAUUGGCGCAAUAGACGGAACACAUGUCAGUGCAUGGGUUACGGGGCCAGAUGCGGCAACAUAUUUCGGUAGGAAAUACUGUCACACACAAAAUAUAAUGGCCGCUGUCGAUUUUGACAUGUGUUUCAUAUUCAUUUCUUGCGGAUGGGAAGGAAGUAUGCAUGAUUCGCAUAUUCAACGAGAUACUAACAAAUGA